AUGAACACUUGGGACAGUAGUGACAUCAAAGGUGAAAAAGAGGUAGACAAGAAUAAGAUUAUUAAUACAAUGUUUAUCUUUACAAUUAAACGUGAUGGCAGAAAGAAAUGUCGCUGCGUUGCUAGAGAUCACCAACAAAAACUAGGAACGUUCAAUGAAGAUGCAACGUCCAGUACUGUUCACCAUUAUGCUUUAAUGACAUUUUUGGCUUUGGCAUUAGACAAGGGACAAUAUGUAACUCAACCAGACAUAUCCUCCGCUCAUCUAUAUGCAACGCUUGAGGAAGAAUUAUACAUUAGAAUACCUCCACAUAUGCAUAUGCCGGGAAAGGCCAUGAAGCUGAACAAAUCCCUUUAUGGAUUAAAGCAGAGUGGUGUACAGUUAAUCAACGACAUUCCUGAACAUACUACUAUUGAUCCUGUAACGGACAAUUCCGAUGCUCAAGAGCUCAAGACUGAUAACUCAAGUUCUCCGAACAAUUUCGAUAAUACACGUUCAGACGUAAGCACCGUUGAUUUAAUAGAAAACCAACUAUUAGAUCCUCUGAAUCUUCUCCAGUUACUAAAAUUUCCUCUGAAGAACGUUUUUUCUUUGGCUUGGAAUUGUAUGGUGCAAGAGAUGACAUCUCCUUCCCAUCUACCAUGUCUUGGAUUUUGUUCUUUCCCUUACCACCCUUUUCUGUACCACCCAAAUUGGAUAAGUAUUGAGGAUUUAAUAGUUGGUUUUCUAUUAACUCAACGGUGA
Molecule: messenger RNA, 744 nt
Organism: Naumovozyma castellii
Lineage: Eukaryota; Fungi; Ascomycota; Saccharomycetes; Saccharomycetales; Saccharomycetaceae
Exons: 1
Coding region: 1-744 (247 amino acids)
Source: RefSeq, a predicted model, not a curated record